CGUGGUGUUCGACUGCAACUUCAUUUAUUUGUUUGGUAUUAAGCAACUAAAACAGUAGCCCAACAUGUUGACCUUUGAAGAAAUCGUUGAAAAAGCCAAGAACUUCAGCAAGAAGCCCAGCCAGGAGGAAUUCUUGGAAUUCUACGGCUAUUACAAACAAGCCACCGUUGGCGAUUGCACCAGCGAUGAGCCCGAGGAUGCCGUCCGCAAGGCCAUGUGGAAAGCCUGGAAGGAUAAGGCUGGUGUCAGCGCUGAAGAUGCCAAGGCCAAAUACAUUGAAGUCUAUCACAAAUAUGCCCCCAAAUACCAAUAGACAAUGCAUUCAAAUGCAAUUUAAGGAUGUCACCCCCUGUGGUUAGUGGUUUCUGAUGAUUUCUCCUGCCAUCGUUUGGACCUCUCUAAAUGUAGGAAAAGUAGUCAUGUCUUUUUUUUAUACCGUUGUAGUUUGUAUUUCAUUUAGCUGGACAUUAAAAAAAAAACACAUUUUAAAAUAAAAUAACCUAAGACCAGUUCAUA
This is a messenger RNA of Stomoxys calcitrans (stable fly), 516 nucleotides long. RefSeq names its product acyl-CoA-binding protein (gene Acbp6). NCBI's taxonomy places the organism in Eukaryota, Metazoa, Arthropoda, Insecta, Diptera, Muscidae. The transcript is spliced from 2 exons. Gene Ontology annotation, biological process: fatty acid metabolic process. The coding region runs from base 65 to 313 and encodes 82 amino acids. Gene Ontology annotation, molecular function: long-chain fatty acyl-CoA binding. The record is from RefSeq and is a predicted model, not a curated record.